Messenger RNA from Talaromyces atroroseus, 495 nucleotides. RefSeq lists its product as hypothetical. Gene Ontology annotation, biological process: transmembrane transport. NCBI's taxonomy places the organism in Eukaryota, Fungi, Ascomycota, Eurotiomycetes, Eurotiales, Trichocomaceae. The record is from RefSeq and is a predicted model, not a curated record. Gene Ontology annotation, molecular function: transmembrane transporter activity. The transcript is spliced from 2 exons. Bases 1 to 495 code for a protein of 164 amino acids.
AUGCCUUGCACUCAUCCCAACUGGACGUCUAGCCCCGAGCUACAGAGACUUCCUUUAUCCUGCCUGUCUGGACCAUGUCUCACCAUCAGUAUCUUUUGGCUAGCCUGGACAUCCAAAGCCAGCAUCCACUGGGUCGUACCCAUGAUCUCAGGCCUGCUGUUCGGAUUUGGUUACCAGGUCGUCUUCACUUCGCUUAUGACAUAUGUCACAGAUGCAUACAAAAUCUACUCCGCCAGUGCACUGGCAGCCUCCGUUGCCAUAAGAAGUAUUGCCGGCGCGCUUUUGCCCUUUGGUGUGAGACCGCUCUACAAUGCUGUAGGGGAUUCGUGGGCGACUUCUAUCCUUGGAUUUGUUAGUUUGGCAUGCAUUCCUAUCCCGGCUGCGUUGAUGUAUUUCGGGCCGUUCAUUCGGAGAAGGAGUCCGUUCGGUCAGAGAUUGUUGCUUCUGGACAAUGAGAGUAGAAGCACGACGUCGAGGACAUCAACAGAGGUGUGA